Molecule: messenger RNA, 2058 nt
Organism: Olea europaea var. sylvestris
Lineage: Eukaryota; Viridiplantae; Streptophyta; Magnoliopsida; Lamiales; Oleaceae
Product: DEAD-box ATP-dependent RNA helicase 40-like
Exons: 9
Coding region: 1-2058 (685 amino acids)
Cellular component (GO): cytoplasm; nucleus; ribonucleoprotein complex
Molecular function (GO): RNA binding; RNA helicase activity; ATP binding
Source: RefSeq, a predicted model, not a curated record
AUGGAAGACUGUAGUAUUCCAAUAUCAUGGGAUAAAUCGUCAACCCUCCAUUCAACCCUCUCUGCCAGAUCGUCGACCCUCUCUGUCAAUUCUCGUCCCAGAUCAUCGACCCUCUCCGUCAAAUCUCGUCGUAGCGCGCCGACCUCCUCCGCUAUAAAUCCAGUCAAAUGGGCAUACAAAUCAUCAUUGUGCCCCGGAGACACACGGGGGAGAUGUCUGGACGGAGGUGAUGCCAAUGGCGGCAGCGAUGGCCCCGGCAGUGGUGAUGCCACUCGCGGAGGUGAUGCCCUUGAUGGAGGUGAUGCCAAUGGCGGGGAUGAUACUCUCGAUGGAGAUGAUGCCAAUGGUGGCGGCGAUGCCCUCGGCAGAGGUCGGCAAAUGCCACCCUCAUUGGGGCAAAUGCCUACAUUGCCAGGGCAGCAAGUACAUCCACAGUCAAUGCAGCAUGUACCUAUGCAGCCAGUGCAACAAGCGUCUUAUCAGGGUAUGCAUCAAAUGCCACACGGCCCGCAAGGACAAAUUUAUAUGGGUGCACAAAUGAGACAUCCACAUGGUUACCCACUGACUCCACAACAGACCCAGUACACCUAUCAACAGAAUAUGCAUCCCCAAGGGCCACCAGCUUCCUCACAACAAUCUCAACAUUUAAUGCAGGGGCAACAGAAUCCCCGUCAACAAGAGCAUAAAGUGGGAUUCCCUCCGAGAUAUGAUCUUGAAAUUCAUCAAGUGAAGCAAACUGCGUUUUCUCCAGCCCACAUUCAGCAAACUGGGACACCAUCUGCACAAAACUUAUCUGCUGGGGCAAAUUCCAUUCAUGCACCACAGAUUCGUGUUCAGCCUAGUCAAAAUACGCAGUAUGGUCCCUCUGCUGUCAAUACGCAGCCGAGUGGAGCAGAUUUGGCCCCCCAAUCUGGUGGUUCUAGGUUUCAAAAUGUGAUGGGCUCUGGGAUUAUUCAUGGGCAGCAGCAGAAUCUGCCCCCCACCAGAUCAGAGACACGGUACGAAGAAAACCCUCUUGGAAGAACUGGAAAUGAAUAUUAUAACACCAGUAAAGAUGGCCAUGCUAUACCUCAGCAUCCCAAGCUAGCAGCACUACCCACGCCAAGAAAUCAGCAGGAAACGAGGAUGCAUGAUUUCCCCCCUCAAAAUGUUGCUAUAAAUCUUCCAGGUCAAUCUAAUAGCCGAGUAGGGCCUCCAUUGCAUUGGAACUACAGUCAUGCAACUGUCAACCCACCAUUUCCGGGCAAUUCUCUUGUGUGGCCUCCUGUAAAGAUGGGCCCUUCAGAUGCUAUUCCUCUCUCAGCAGCUGAGGUUUACUGUCAACAGCAUGAAGUAACAGCCACGGGCGACAAUGUUCCUGCUCCUUUCAUGACAUUUGAAGCCACUGGUUUUCCGCCAGAGAUACUACAUGAGAUACAUUUUGCUGGUUUCUCUGCUCCCACUCCGAUUCAGGCACAGACAUGGCCUAUCGCUCUACUAAAUAGGGACAUAGUUGCGAUUGCCAAGACUGGUUCUGGCAAAACAUUGGGAUAUCUGAUCCCUGCAUUCAUUCAUCUAAGGCGACGGCAAAAUAAUCCUCUCAAUGGUCCCACUGUGUUGGUUUUGGCUCCAACUCGGGAGCUUGCUACCCAAAUCCAGGAUGAAGCAAUGAAGUUUGGCCGAUCAUCUAGAGUCUCUUGCACGUGCUUGUAUGGUGGUGCUCCAAAAGGCCCUCAGUUAAAGGAACUGGAUCGAGGAGUGGAUGUUGUGGUGGCAACUCCUGGUCGGCUCAAUGACAUCCUUGAAAUGAAGAGAAUUGAUUUUAGGCAGGUUUCUCUUCUUGUGCUUGAUGAGGCUGAUAGAAUGCUUGACAUGGGAUUUGAACCUCAGAUCCGCAAAAUUGUCAAUGAAAUACCACCAAGAAGGCAAACUCUCAUGUACACAUGGUGCAGUCGUGCAAAUCCGAUAGUAAAGUCCGAUGCCAUCUUCGGCAGUCCCUUGACAAGUCCGGUCAACCUCCGUAGGUAUCACUUGGUUUCACUUGUGUUAAUCUUAAGAGAUGAUUCAAUAAACACAUAA